UUCCAUGUGACCAGGAUCUUGCAGGUGAUUGGAGGAACCUCGCGAAGAGCGUCUCUUAUUACCAUAUAAGCAUGUUAUUCUCCGCUUGGUGAGAAGUUGUCAGGCUGGGUAGAUUUAGGACACCGUGUGUUGGCGGCUUGGAUUUUCCGUGCAAUGCCGGGACGUCGUUUCUCUUCCAUCGCUCCGGGAACUCCUCCGCACAGACCGGGGCUGGCUGCUCCGGACAGCAGAGACCACAAACUGCUCACUGCUAUGAGAGGGCUGUCUCGUCAGCUGGCUCGGUUUGCUGCUGAUGUGAAUGACCAACUAACAGCGGUAAACGCAAAACUGCACUCCAUAGACGAGAGGAUGACCGCUUUAGAAGAAGUAGUGAACUCCCGCGCUUGUGUGGAGGAGAAGAGGAAAAGACGGGCGCACAAUCCCAAGAUUGCGGAGGCGGUGCGUCGUUUUCAUAACGCCAAGGGAAAUCGCAAGCGCUAUAAUCCCGAAGAAGGACUGAGCUCGCCUCACAAUGAGGCAGUCACGUCUCAUUUGGUCCAAGCUCUGGCUGAAAGUCCGGAUUUGCACAACGUGGCUAGAGAUGCCAUUCUAUCUGCCUGUAAAACAUACUAUGAGACCAUACGCAGGAAUUUCCGCUACAGCCAGCCGGACCUUGCAGCCCAGGCUGAAGCAAUGAAGACUGCAGCCCGCAGCCGUCAGAGAAGGAAAAGGCUGCUGGAAGCCAGGCAGGGAGUCCUCAGUGCAGAUGAACUGGACUUCUGGAGGGGUGUAACAAUUGAUAUGAUGUCCGAUGAGGAGGAUGGUGCUGUUGAAGGGGUGGCUGGGUGGAUUGUUAGGCCUCCUUCCUUUCGAAGCAAAGAACUCACUGAUCUGUGUGCGACUCUUCAGGCUAGAUUGGAAGCUAAUCCAAAAUACACAUCUACACAUCACAGACGUCUGCAUAUUGGACCGGAUUCAGACAGAAAUCCUCCAAACGCAUACAAUCCAGAUGCAGCAAAGAAACAUUUCAAAGAGCAUCUUAUCCCCCAGAGAGCUAUGAAUCAUCACAACUUUGAGAACGACUGCACUAGUUACAAAACUGAAGAACUACUGAGCUCGCCCGAUGACACAGACUUGUCUCCUUUGGACGACGCUCUAGCUGAAAGUCCAGAACAUCACCGCGUGGAUAAUGAGAUCCUCCGUGUGACUGUGGCCUAAUGAAAUGAAUUAAAUCUCUGACUGAAUGUCACCUCAAGUCAAUCUCCACACUACCACUGACCUGUAUACAUGGGGGGGGACUAGAACG
Pundamilia nyererei is the source of this 1285-nucleotide messenger RNA. RefSeq lists its product as uncharacterized. The coding region runs from base 154 to 1197 and encodes 347 amino acids. The transcript is spliced from 7 exons. Lineage: Eukaryota; Metazoa; Chordata; Actinopteri; Cichliformes; Cichlidae. The record is from RefSeq and is a predicted model, not a curated record.